Messenger RNA from Colius striatus (speckled mousebird), 5112 nucleotides. RefSeq names its product adhesion G protein-coupled receptor B2 (gene ADGRB2). Gene Ontology annotation, biological process: G protein-coupled receptor signaling pathway; cell surface receptor signaling pathway; negative regulation of angiogenesis. Bases 106 to 4644 code for a protein of 1512 amino acids. Lineage: Eukaryota; Metazoa; Chordata; Aves; Coliiformes; Coliidae. The transcript is spliced from 31 exons. The record is from RefSeq and is a predicted model, not a curated record. Gene Ontology annotation, molecular function: G protein-coupled receptor activity. Gene Ontology annotation, cellular component: plasma membrane.
CCGAGGGACACCAGAGCCAAAGCCAGAGGAAAAUCCCUGAUCCAAAUCCUCGGGUGGAUUAGAAGAGCUCAAGAGGAGAAGAACACCCAGGGCAAAUGCCAUAGGAUGACCGCUGCUGGUCCCCUCUUACUGGCUGUGAUAUCGUCUGUCCUGUGGCUCACGCGGGGCUUCGACCCGGCUCCCAGCGCCUGCUCCGCUCUGGCCUCCGGCGUCCUCUACGGCUCCUUCUCCCUCAAGGACCUUUUCCCCACCAUCUCCUCUGGCUGCUCCUGGACCCUGGAGAACCCCGACCCCACCAAGUACUCGCUGUACCUGCGCUUCAACCGGGAGGAGCAGGUCUGCACGCACUUCUCGCCCAUGGUGCUGCCGCUCGAUCACUACUUGGCCAACUACACGUGCGACCCCCGCGGCGAGGCCGCCAGCCCCCCGCCCUCCCGCCGGCGCCCCGAGGCCGAGGAGGAGGAGGAGGAGGAGGAGGAGGAAGCCGAGCUGGAGCUGUGCGAGGCCGCGGGGCCUUUCACCUUCCUCCACUUCGACAAGAACUUUGUGCAGCUGUGCCUGGCGGCCGAGCCCGAGGCGGCGCCUCGCCUGCUGGCCCCCCAGGCGCUGGAGUUCCGCUUCGUCGAGGUGCUGCUCAUCAACAACAACAACUCCAGCCAGUUCACCUGCAGCGUGCUGUGCCGCUGGCUCGAGGAGUGCCUGCAGGCCCCUGGCGCCCGCCGCUGCGGCUUCACCCACGCGGGCUGCAGCUGCCAGGCCGAGAGCGCCCCGGCGCCCCGGCGCAACGGCACCCGGCCCGCGGCCCCGGCGCCCACCGCCCCGACCCCGGCCUGCUGCCCCCCAGACCCGCACCCCGACGGGCAGCACGGCCUGGAGCUGCCCAGGGCCCCGCACGAAAAUGCUGUUGAGGAGAACCAGAAGGUGAAAACCCAGUGGCCACGUUCAGCAGAUGAGCCAGGUGUCUACAUGGCCCAGACAGGGGACCCCGCAGCAGAGGAGUGGUCACAGUGGAGUGUGUGUUCCCUGACGUGUGGGCAGGGCUCCCAGGUGCGGACGCGCUCCUGCGUCUCCUCUCCGUACGGGACGCUGUGCAGUGGGCUGCUGCGGGAGACACGCGCCUGCAACAACACGGCCACCUGCCCAGUUGCCGGUGCGUGGUUGGAGUGGUCCCCGUGGAGCCUGUGCUCGGUGACCUGCGGGCGAGGGGCCAGGACCAGGACGCGGCCGUGCGUGGCCCCGCGGCGCGGAGGGAAACCCUGCGAGGGCCCCGAGCUGCAGGCCAAGCCCUGCAAUAUCGUGAGCUGCCCUGCGGAAGGGCAGUGGCUGGAGUGGGGCGCCUGGAGCCGCUGCUCCGUCACCUGCGCCAACGGCACCCAGCAGCGCACGCGCAGGUGCAGCGUCACGGCCCACGGCUGGGCCGAGUGCCGCGGGGCCCACGCCGACGCCCGGGACUGCUCCAACCCCGCCUGUCCCACUGACAGCAAGUGGGGUCCCUGGAACCACUGGAGCCUCUGCUCCAAGACGUGUGACACGGGCUGGCAGCGGCGCUUCCGCAUGUGCGAGGGCACGGGCGUGCAGGGCUACCCCUGCGAGGGCACCGGCGAGGAGGUGAAGACCUGCAACGAGAAGAAGUGCCCAGCCUACCACGAGAUGUGCAAGGACGAGUACGUCAUGCUGAUGACCUGGAAGAAAACGGCUGCCGGGGAGAUCAUCUACAACAAAUGUCCCCCCAACGCCACGGGGUCCGCCAGCCGCCGGUGCCUGCUGAGCCCCCACGGCGUUGCCUACUGGGGAGUGCCCAGCUUUGCCCGCUGCAUCUCCCACGAGUACCGAUACUUGCAUCUCUCACUGCGGGAGCACCUGGCCAAGGGGCAGCGGGUGCUGGCGGGCGAGGGCAUGUCGCAGGUGGUGAGGAGCCUCCUGGAGCUCAUGGCCCGCAAGAGCUACUACAGCGGGGACCUGCUGUUCUCCGUGGAGAUCCUGCGCAACGUCACCGACACCUUCAAGAGAGCCACCUACAUCCCAUCCUCCGAGGACGUGCAGCGCUUCUUCCAGGUGGUGAGCUACAUGGUGGACGUGGAGAACCGGGACAAGUGGGAGGAUGCCCAGCAGGUCUCACCCGGCUCCGUGCACCUGAUGAAGGUGGUGGAGGACUUCAUCCACCUGGUAGGGGACGCGCUGAAGGCUUUCCAGAGCUCCCUCAUCGUCACCGACAACCUGGUGAUCAGCAUCCAGAGGGAACCCGUCACCGCCGUCUCCAGCGACAUCAACUUCCCCAUGAAGGGGCGGCGGGGUAUGAAGGAUUGGGCCCGCAGCUCCGAGGACAAGCUCUUCAUCCCUAGGGAGGUGCUCAGCCUCGCCUCGGCUGAGUCGGACGAGUCGUCGCACUUUGUCAUCGGGGCCGUGCUGUACCGCACGCUGGGGCUGAUCCUGCCCCCGCCCAGGACCCCUCUGGCCGUCACCUCCAAGGUGCUGAUGGUCACCGUGCGCCCGCCGACCAAACCCGCCGAGCCCCUCGUCCUGGUGGAACUCUCCCACAUCAUCAACGGCACGUCACACCCACAGUGCGUCACUUGGGACUACUCGAGGACAGAUGCUGGCUUGGGAAACUGGGACACGGAGAGCUGCCAAACCCUGGAGACCCUCCCAGCACACACCAAAUGCCAGUGCCGCCAGCUCGCCACCUUCGCCGUCCUCGCCCAGCUGCCCAGAGACCUGGCCAUGGACCCCUCGGGCACCCCGUCGGUGCCGCUGAUGAUCGGCUGUGCCGUGUCCUGCAUGGCCCUGCUGACCCUCCUGGUGAUCUACGCGGCCUUCUGGAGGUUCAUCAAGUCGGAGCGUUCCAUCAUCCUGCUCAACUUCUGCGUCUCCAUCCUGGCCUCCAACAUCCUCAUCCUCGUGGGCCAGUCCCAGAUGCUCAGCAAGGGUGUGUGCACCAUGACAGCUGCCUUCCUCCACUUCUUCUUCCUCUCGUCCUUCUGCUGGGUGCUCACAGAGGCCUGGCAGUCCUACCUGGCGGUGAUCGGCCGGAUCCGGACACGCCUGGUCAGGAAGCGCUUCUUGUGCUUGGGAUGGGGGUUGCCAGCCCUCGUGGUCGCAGUCUCCGUCGGUUUCACACGGACCAAAGGCUACGGGACAGCGAGCUACUGCUGGCUCUCGCUGGAGGGUGGGUUGCUCUACGCCUUCGUGGGACCCGCCGCCGUCAUCGUGCUGGUGAACAUGCUGGUGGGCAUCAUUGUGUUCAACAAGCUCAUGGCCCGCGAUGGCAUUUCAGAUAAGUCCAAAAAGCAGCGAGCUGGGGCAUCGCUGUGGAGCUCCUGCGUGGUCCUGCCUCUGCUGGCGCUGACCUGGAUGUCGGCCGUGCUCGCCAUGACCGACCGGCGCUCCAUCCUCUUCCAGGUCCUCUUCGCCGUCUUCAACUCCGUCCAGGGCUUCGUCAUCAUCACGGUGCACGGCUUCCUGCGCAGAGAGGUCCAGGACGUGGUGAAGUGUCAGAUGGGGGGGUGCAGGAGCGAGGAGAAUGAAAACUCACCCGACUCCUGCAAGAACGGGCAGGUGCAGAUCCUGACAGACUUUGAAAAGGACGUUGACCUGGCGUGUCAGACAGUGCUCUUCAAGGAGGUGAACACCUGCAACCCCGCCACCAUCACGGGCACCUUGUCCCGUAUCUCCCUGGACGGAGACGAAGACCCCAAGCUCAACACCACCUCAGAAAGCGGCCUGGGCUUCUCCAGCCUGCCGGGAAACAUCCCUCCGGCCAGCAUCCUGGUCCAGGUCCCCAAGAUGCCACCCAACGUGGUGGCGGGCCUGAGCGAGCUGGCCGAGCCUCCGGCGCAGCCCCUGGGGCUGGAAGCUCCGGCGCCCGUCUACCUGUGCACGGAGAGCAGCCUGAGGCCCCUGGACUACGGCUGGCUGCGGGCCCCCGAGCCCCCCCGCGAGAGCGACUACAUGCUGCUGCCCCGGCGCAGCGGCAGCCUCAAACCCUUCCCGAGGGACGAGGGCGGCCGCGGCCCCGGUGCCGAGGAGGCGCUGCCCGGCGGGACGGGGCGGCCGGCGGCCGAGGGCGAUGCCUACCCGGGCUUCGUGGCGCUGGAUCACGUCAAUGUGAACUUGAGCCAAGCCUACGGGACGGUGAAGGGCCCGUCCUACAGCCUCCAGUUCAAGCAGCACCCCACGGUGAGGCAGAUCUUGGCCUCGGAGCUGUCGGAGCGCAGCCGCACCAUGCCCCGCACCGUGCCCGGCUCUGCCAUGAAAGUGGGGUCCCUGGAGAGGAAGAGGUUGCGAUAUUCCGACCUGGACUUCGAGAAGGUGAUGCACACACGGAAGCGUCACUCUGAGCUCUACCACGAGCUCAACCAGAAGUUUCACACACUGGACCGGUACCGGGCACCGGCCGCCGGUUCCUCCAAGCGAGAGAAGCGAUGGAGCGUCUCGUCGGGCGGGGGGGAGAAGAGCACGACCCCUGACGCGGCCGCCCCCGAGAAGCCGCCGGCGCCGCCGAAGCCGUGGAGCACGUUCAAGGCGCUGACGUUGGGGUCUCUGCCCAGCGCCCACCGGGAGCGGCUGGAGCUGCGCUGCGCCGACUGGGAGGGUCCGUGCGCCGCUCUGGAUGCGCCCGACGGCGACUUCCAGACGGAGGUGUGACCCUCCCCUCCCCGGCCCCCGCCCCCAGCGCUGCCCAGGGCCGGGCUCGUUGGCUUCGCUCCAUCCCUCUGGGCGGCCGCGGGGGUCCCGGACUCAUCCCCGGGGGAGGGGCCGCGCUCCCCCCGCCCCGUCUCCUCCCAGCUCCGCAGCCGCCCCCCGCCCGUCUCCGCCGCGGUUUCUCCUCCCCGUCACCCUCCGGACACGGGGCUGGGGGUGAGGGACACACGGACACACACACACACACACGCGCUCCCUCCCGCCCCGCUCCACGCUCACUCCCCACCCUCCGAUCCCGCCCGCACCCCCCGGGGCAGGAUCAGCCGUCGAGGCCGUCGGAUCUUUGUUCUUUUCUACCGGGAUGUUCCUCACGCAGUGCACCGUGUGCACGCCAGCGGCCGGGCUGCCCUCGCCCGCCGCCCCUUCCCCCCGGGGGUCCGUGGCCGCCCCCCCCCAGCCCUCCCCACCGUC